AUGACUGACAGCACCGCGCCGCUGGCGGACAAGGAUGCGCGUAUUCUCGUCGUAGGUGGAGCUGGGACGAUUGGCUCUUCGACGGCCCUCCAUCUCCUCCGCCGCGGGUACUCCAACGUGCGCAUCCUCGACGUGUAUCCCUCGCCAUCCGGCAACUCGGCAGGCAACGAUUUAAACAAGAUCUGCGGUAACGAUCGUGGCCUCGGAAUCUGGGGCGAUAUCAGCGAUGAAGCUUGGGAAGGGUGGACGCACGAUCCGGUGUUCCAGCCGUACUGUCACUCCGUUGGCAAGCUUGACCUUGCCUGCGGAGACACGCCUCGUGCCGCCCAGCUGCGCCGCAAAUACAAUCUCCUGCAAUCGUUGGGCCGCAAGGACGUCGAAUGGCUAUCGGACGGUGACGCUAUAAAGCGCAAGGCCGGUCAUCUUGCGGAUGCGAACAUAGAGACAUGGAACGGCCUGUGGUGUGGUGAGGGAGGAUGGGUAGCUGCCCAUGACGCGCUUGAUUCUGUCGGCCGAGAGCUCGCAUCCCUCGGUAUCAAGACUGCAUUUGGACCCAGCGGCACUUUUGUCAGUCUGCUACUCUCUGAAGAUGGAAAGACGUGCACAGGUGUCAAGGCUGCAGACGGUACAGAGUGGCCGGCAGACCUCGUCGUCUUUGCUGCGGGUGCAUGGUCGCCGGUACUCCUUGAUCUCCAAGGACAGUGUGAGAGCAAGGCCUGGAUAUACGCCCAUAUUCAGCUCACCCCCGAGGAAGCAGAGCAGCUCAAGGGGAUCCCGACCAUGUACAACGACGAGUACGGCUUCUUCAUGGAGCCAAGCGCCACCGGCUUGCUCAAGUUUUGCAACGAGUUUGCCGGCUACACCCAUUACACGACUGCGACUCCAUUCCCGCUCACUGAGCCAGUGCGUAUCAGCGUACCUCGGAGCCACGCCGCGCACCCCACCGACACCAUUCCGACCGAGUCUCUCGAGGAUAUCAAACGGCUCAUAGCCAAGACCAUAUCGUGGCUCUCGGGAAGACCGCUCAUCAACCAGGCGCUCUGCUGGUGUACGGACACCCCCGAUGCGCAGUGGUUGCUGUGCGAAGACCCCCGGUGGAAGGGCCUUGUGCUGGCGACCGGCGAUUCGGGGCACUCGUUCAAAACUCUCCCUGUGGCAGGAAAGCAAGUCGUGGAUCUCAUCGAAGGUGUCCUAGCGCCAGAACGCAAGCACGCUUGGCGCUGGCGGCCUGGACAUGGUGACCCGAACGGUACGGGUCGUGGAGGUCCAAGGCCCAAGGACCUAGCAGAUGUCCCAGGAUGGAAGCAUGAUUGA
This is a messenger RNA of Apiotrichum porosum, 1314 nucleotides long. RefSeq lists its product as uncharacterized. The record is from RefSeq and is a predicted model, not a curated record. The coding region runs from base 1 to 1314 and encodes 437 amino acids. Gene Ontology annotation, molecular function: saccharopine oxidase activity; flavin adenine dinucleotide binding; sarcosine oxidase activity. Lineage: Eukaryota; Fungi; Basidiomycota; Tremellomycetes; Trichosporonales; Trichosporonaceae. The transcript has 5 exons.